This is a messenger RNA of Papilio xuthus (Asian swallowtail), 1408 nucleotides long. RefSeq lists its product as uncharacterized. The transcript has 10 exons. Lineage: Eukaryota; Metazoa; Arthropoda; Insecta; Lepidoptera; Papilionidae. Bases 59 to 1408 code for a protein of 449 amino acids. The record is from RefSeq and is a predicted model, not a curated record.
AAUUUGAUUACGUAAUUGGCGGGAAUUUAAUGCUUUACCUGGUCGCCAUGCUGACAACAUGGACGCCUUUACUCGCGCUUGCGUGCUAUUUGUAUUAUGUGUGGCCUGGAUUCAGUUAACGAUACCGUACGACAUCCGUCGUCAUCCAUGCUGUAUCGGAGUCAACGAGAAUAUCACACUAGCAAUGAUCAUAGAUGCGUUCGAAAUCUAUGGACACGAUCCUACAGACAAACUGGACAACCUUUGGCUAUACCAGAAUGAGAUGAUGCGUAUCAAAACAGCUGAAGACCAGUAUAUAAUCAAUGAACGAAUACAUAUCGCCACUGAUCAUCUUGGAAGAUUCAUCCGACUCCAUAUUCAAGAGCUGAAGGUGCUUUUAAUAACUCUCGACGACGUAAUCGAUAAUAUGCUGACGAUGUACGAGAACCACAACUCAAUCGCUGCGGAAAGGAAGGCCACGUAUACAGGAGGACCGGUGCCCAUGGAGUUUUAUAUCAGCCAAGAAUUCUAUUGCGGGAAGAACGUUUACCUGUUCAUAUCAGAGCUCUACAGCGACAUCUACAACAUGGGACGAGGUCUUGCACCUUACUGCAAGGAUCGCUCUUUCAUCUUCCUUGGCUUUCUACACUUCCAUGAUGAGCAGAAGUACUACUUGUUAGACGAUCCCAGUGUGUCAUUCCCUACCGACAACUACCUACAUGGGUUGGAGUGCCAUAUAGGCAUAUGUAUAUUCAGAUUUCCAUUUAAGAAGCUGGUACAAAACGAAAGAGAUGUGGUGACGUUACCCAAAGCGAUUGUGAAGUGCGGUCUCAUCAUGUACAAGUUACCACCACUCACGGCUACAGCUUGCAUCAUCGCGUCUGGUUCUUUCAUACUGGAUUUCAACAUACAGGGUCUUAGAUACCGACAUUACGAUUAUUUGUUGACUACACCAAACGGCCACACAUAUUAUACUAAGGAACAUCACACGCCCCUCGUGUGUGACCAUCAUGUCUGCGAAUGGAAUUACACCAACCAUUACGGCGGUCCAUUUUUAAUACCCGGCGACCCUGGGACCGGCAUAGACCCAAUACCACCAUAUAUAGAGCCAACACCAACUCCAGAUAUUGUCGACGAAGAUGAAAACAUAACGGUACCAUAUAACUUGGACGGCUGUCUUUUUAUGUACCCUCCGAACUACGGUUCCAUCGCCGGUAAAAGUUAUUUGGACGCGGUGGAACUUCACGACGACAGAUUUACUUGUAACGCAGCGGGCAAUAAGGGUCUGUACUGGUACCCUCAAUGGAUGGGUACACUACCUCAUCAUCCGUACCCGUCCCUGCUUGACUCCAAGAGUCCGUUUGAAUCAGCAGGACCGUACUAUCCACAUCAAACAUACGACAACGAAGACGCGGAUAUUGAUACUUAA